Messenger RNA from Aphanomyces invadans, 915 nucleotides. RefSeq lists its product as hypothetical. Lineage: Eukaryota; Oomycota; Saprolegniomycetes; Saprolegniales; Verrucalvaceae. The transcript is spliced from 5 exons. Bases 1 to 915 code for a protein of 304 amino acids. The record is from RefSeq and is a predicted model, not a curated record.
AUGUUCCAGCGGCCGGCGUUCCGCCUCCUGGACGAGGACGACAAUGCGCAGGUUGUGCUGAGCCCAAAGCGGACAGGUGUAGAAGAACAGGUAAAAGAGGCUGAGAACCCCAAAUGGAGACAACGCCUUCGUCCCUGGCUGCCUCUGCUGGGGUACACUGUGAUAGCGUUCACCACACUCGCUACCAUGACGUACUUGAGCUUCUUCGCUGCAACAGUCGACGGCAAGGCGCCAACUAUGUUGGGGUGUCGUUACUUUGGGUAUUGGACGGGUCCGACAUGUGGUCUCAACGGGAUCGAUUGCCAGCCGUUCGAAUCGGACUGGAAACCGAUCCGGUGUCCAACACGUUGCCUGUGGGAUGGGUCAUCAGUGCUGGAAGUCAUCGGAACUGGUGUGUAUAAAGGCGACUCGCGUAUCUGCCGCGCGGCCAUUCACGCAGGCGUCAUCGGCACCAACGGCGGCUGUGCCAUGAUGAAGUACUCGGGUAGUCGCAAUUCCUUCGAAGGCUCCACAGCGAAUGGAGUGACGUCGACAUCAUUUGACUCGUGGUUUCCCAAGACGUUCGAGUUCAAGCCGACCGCGUCGUCAAGCUACUGUACCGACUUGAGCUGGGGCAUCCUCGGCGUGGGUUUCGCGGCAUGCUUUGGCCUCGUCUUUCUUCCAAUGCCCCCUGUCGCGAUGGUGCACACGUUGUGCGUUUGGGGAUUUUUUUAUGUGGCGGUCAUUGCCGCCCCCGACGGCUACGACUACAAAGUCAUCCUUGUGCGUCUCUCCACCCAGGUGUUUAUCGUGGUCGCUGCGGUGCAGUGCUGGUUUCAUUGGGUCAUCCAGCACACUUUCCAAACCUUUCGCACGUCGUCCAAGCCGGUUCGAUUGUAUUUCCCUUGGAACGUCUUGAGCUCGUCGUGUGUUUAG